AUGGCUGAUGACCAAAACCCCCAGAAUACCAAUUCCUCGGUAUCACAAUUUUUAUCCACUUUGAUUCCAACUUUAGUGAUCUCAGUGGUGUUCACAUUGGCCUUUAUUCUUGUUCGUAAUAAGAGAAAGAGAGUUUAUGAACCUCGUGCUGUUGUUAAAUCACUCCCGCAAGAUUUAAGACCAGAACCUUCUCCUGGUGGUCUUUUCAGUUGGUUGACUACUUUGUUGAGAAAACCAAGUACUUUUCUCAUUCAAUUUGCUUCUACUGAUGGUUAUUUCUUUUUAAGGUUCUUGUUUGAAUUCUUCUGUAUCUGUGUUUUAGGUGCUAUCAUUACAUGGCCAAUUCUUUUCCCAGUCAAUGCUACCAACGGUAAAAAUAACGAACCAAAUUCAAAUGUUAAAGGCUUUGAUAUUUUGACUUUUUCUAAUAUUAAAGACAAAUGGAGAACUUUUGCUCAUGUUUUCUUGUCUUGGUUAUUGUUUGGUGCAGUUAUUUUCCUUAUUUAUCGUGAAUUGGUUUAUUACGUUACCUACCGUCAUGCAUUGCAAACCACCCCAUUGUAUGAUUCCUUGUUGAGUUCUAGAACUCUUUUGUUGACUGAAAUCAAUACUAAAUACUUGGAUGACGAACAAUUGAGAACUUAUUUCCCAACUGCUACUAACAUCUGGUACGCUAGAGAUUAUAAGAAAUUGGAAAAGACUGUUAAAGAAAGAACCAAGUUGGCCAGUAAAUAUGAAGGUACUCUUAAUAAGGUUUUAAGUAAAGCUGUCAAAUUGAGAAACAAAUGUAUUAAAAAGGGUAAACCAGCUCCAGAACCAGAAGAUGAUAUUGACAAAUAUUUGAAAGAUGGUAAAAAGAGACCAACACAUAAAUUGAAAUUCUUAAUUGGUAAGAAAGUUGAUACUUUAAGCUAUGCCCCGGAAAAAUUGGGUGAAUUGAACAAGGAUAUUGCUAAACAACAAGCUGAAUAUCAAACUUAUGAACAAUUACCUGCUGUUUUCAUUGAAUUCCCAAGUCAAUUGGAAUUGCAAAAAGCUUACCAAGGUAUUCCUUACCAACCUGAUUUCAAAGGUGUCAAAACUGUUAUUAAUGCUGCUCCAGAAGAUAUCAUUUGGGAAAACUUGCAAUUGACCCCAGUCAAGAGAAUUAUCAAAAAAAUUAUUGCCAAUACUAUUUUAACUUUGAUGAUCAUUUUCUGGUGUAUCCCGGUUGCUGUUGUUGGUGCUAUUUCCAAUAUUAAUGUUUUGACCGAUAAAGUUCACUUUUUAAGAUUUAUUCUUAAUAUGCCAAAGGUAAUUAUGGGUGUCAUUACUGGUUUACUUCCUGUUGUUGCCUUGGCUAUUUUGAUGUCUUUGGUUCCUCCAUUUAUCAAGUGGAUGGGUAAACUUUCUGGUCGUUUGACUGUUCAACAAGUUGAAAGUUAUUGUCAAUCAUGGUUCUUUGCCUUCCAAGUUGUUAAUGUUUUCCUUGCCAUGGCUUUGGGUUCAUCUGCUGCUGCUGUUGCAACUCAAAUUGUUGAAGAUCCAGGUAAAGCUUUACAACAAUUGUCAUCCAAUUUCCCAAAAUCUGUCAAUUUCUAUUACUCUUAUUUGUGUCUUCAAGGUUUAACCAUUAGUUCUGGUACUUUACUUCAACUUGUUGCUUUGAUUUUAUCUCAUAUUUUGGGUAGAAUUUUGGAUGGUACUCCAAGAGCUAAGUGGAAUAGAUGGAACACUUUGGGUCAACCAGCUUAUUCAACUCUUUAUCCUGGUUUCCAAUUGUUGACAGUUAUUGCUCUUGCCUAUUCUGUUAUUGCUCCAUUGAUUUUAGGAUUCACUGCUAUUGCUUUCAUUUUGUUUUACUUUGCUUAUAUUUACACUUUUGUUUAUGUCUUGAGACCAAGUACUGUUGAUGCCAGAGGUACCAACUAUGUUAAAUCCAUGUUUCAACUUUUCACCGGUCUUUAUUUGGCUCAACUUUGGAUCACUGCCAUCUUUGUUUUCUCCAAGAACUGGGCCUGUGUUGUCUUGGAAGCAGUUAUUGUUGUAGUCACAUUUGUCUCCCACAUGUGGAUGAAGAGACGUUUCUUGCCAUUGAUUGAUGCUGUUCCAAUUUCUGCCAUUAGAUAUGCUGCUGGUGAUUCAUCUUCUGCUUACCCAAUGGAAGAUCAAGGAUAUAGAGAAAUCAAGAGAGAAGGUGAAAACUAUUGGGAAGGUGGUAAUCAAUUGGGAUUGACUCAAGAACCAAAGGAUCAAGUUUUGCCAAGUAGAAUUCCACAAUCUAAUAUUGAUCAUGUCCAACCAGGACGUCGUGAAUCUGAUUCUUCAGCUAUUGACACCAAAGUUGGUCAUGGUGAACUGUUUGAAAAAGCUCAUAGCCCAUUUUCUGAUGCUAAUAGACAUGAUCCUGAAAAAUCUACCGGUAUUGUUAAUCCAAUCAAUGCUGCCGUUUCUGCUCCAGGUAAAGGUGUUUCUUGGUUAACCAGAUUUUUCCAACCAAAGAAGGAAACUUUUGAUAUGAUUAAGAGCAUAUUACCAGAUUGUUAUUACAAUUAUAUUGAAUAUAAUGAAGAAUUCAUCAGACAUGCUUAUGAUGAUCCUGCUGUUACCGACGAAGAACCACAUAUUUGGGUUGCUAAAGAUCCAAUGGGAUUAUCUGAAAUUGAAAAGAAUAAAGCUUUGAAAGAAGGUGUUGAUGUUUCUGAUGAAAAUGCCACUUUUGAUGAUAAAGGUCAAUUGAUCUUUACUGGUCCUCCACCUUCAUACGAAGAAGCCAUUAGAGUUUAA
Messenger RNA from Candida tropicalis MYA-3404, 2766 nucleotides. It is a transcript of the gene PHM7, whose product is annotated as Phm7p. NCBI's taxonomy places the organism in Eukaryota, Fungi, Ascomycota, Pichiomycetes, Serinales, Debaryomycetaceae. Gene Ontology annotation, cellular component: plasma membrane. Gene Ontology annotation, molecular function: calcium-activated cation channel activity. The record is from RefSeq and is a predicted model, not a curated record. The transcript has a single exon. Bases 1 to 2766 code for a protein of 921 amino acids.